CUUUCAAAUAAUAAAAGUCCCAUACUUAUUUUCUUCCUUCAUUUUUCUUCCUUCAAUUUUCGUUCCCACCAAACAACGUUCCCGCUCCUUCAUUCAUAGACUUUCUUUCCAAGAAAACGUUAAUUUCAUCUUUUUCGAGUUUUCUCCAAUUCGUAGCUACAGCUUAUUUAUUUAUUUUUUCUUUUUUUUUUAUUUGGUAAUUUUUUUUUCCGGCUUGACUGAACUUUUUGGGAGAAAAUCGAUUACCGUUUUCCGCUCCCGGCGACUCUUUCGCCGCCGGCUGCUUUUGAUUCGACGACCGCUUCUCGUUCACGGUAUACUUUUUUGUGUGAUUUGUUGAUUUGCUGGAGAAGGUGGCGACAUGAACGCAGGGAGUGAAAAUGGUUGAUGUUUUGAAAGGAAAUUAGAAUAAUCAUAUUUCUGAAGGUUUUUGUUUUGUUACCUGAUUUGUCAUUUGUCAUUUGUUGAAACCAUUGGCGAUUCUUGGAUUGUUGAAAGGCUUUGAUUUUGAGUAUUUACUGGAGAUUUUGAUCUAUGGAUUCGGGGGCGGUUCCAUCUUCUAGGGAUUUGUUGAAAUGUUGCAAUUGCGCGUGUAGUUGUUGUUCUAUGGUGGAUCAAUAUUCUGGGACUUGGAUGCGUUCGGUUAAACGGAAGCUAGAUGAAUUUAAGAUGGAUUGCCAGUUAUCGGUUGCGCGGGUUGAGAUUGGGAAUGAAUGUAUAGCUUUACGUGAGAUGGUUAGCACGCAACAGAAAACUAUUCAAGAUAUGAAUGAGGAGUUGGAGGAGGAGAGAAAUUCCUCGUCCACGGCUGCGAACGAGGCAAUGUCGAUGAUCUUGAGGUUGCAGAGGGAAAAGGCGGAGAUUCAAAUGGAAGCUCGUCAGUUCAAGCGUUUUGCGGAGGAGAAAAUGAUGCAUGAUCAAGAGGAGCUUAUGUCGUUGGAGGAUUUGUUGUAUAAGAGAGAGCAGAUAAUUCAGUCGCUUACGUGUGAGGUUCAGGCUUACAAGCACAGGAUGAUGAGUUUCGGGUACUCUGAGGAUGAGGUUGAGGGUGAUCAAUACGACAUUCCACCCUACGAAUACCCUCCUUUAAAAUGUAAUGUCAUGCAUAAUGGCAUGGAUGGUGAUAAUGACGAUACUGAUGUUGAGAAAUAUGUAUUCAGUGAUACUCCUAACGACCGUUUGAGGAACUUGGAGAAUCGAAUUUCUAAAAUGGAGAAAAGUCCCACUUACAGCCAGGCGGAUGGGGAUUUUAUGGGAAAAAAUGUUCUAGAGAAAGUAGUGGUUGGACCAUCUCCAAGUUUGACGAGGAGGCAUUCGAGGAAAGUUUCCUCUGAAACAGGUCUUGAGUUCCCUACAGAGUCUCCGAAGAACAAUAGCAACUCUAAGAAAGAUGAUUUCUCUCAGCCAGAGGAUCAUUUCAAUUUGAAGAAGGUAGAUAAUGCUUCAGAAGGUGAUGAUACGAGUGACCGAAUUUAUACAAUUGACUCUGUUCAUUCUGGGGCAGAGAAUAAUGGCUUUACAGGUUCCAAACCUGGAUCUUUUGAAGAUUACACAAGCAUUCCAAAGGAAUCAGGGAAUCAUCAUGCUGAUUUUGAGGAUCCCUAUAUAAGGAAGCUUUACAUGAGGCUUCAGGCACUUGAGGCUGAUAGGGAAUCAAUGAGGCAGGCAAUCAUUUCAAUGAGCACAGAUAAAGCACAGGUUGUGUUACUGAAGGAAAUAGCUCAGCAUUUGUGCAAAGAGAUGACACCGCAAAGAAAAAUGACUACGAGCAAACCAUAUAUGACUGCAAGAUAUCCAUUAAUGUCAGUUUUUAAGUGGAUCACAUCAAUUGUUUUUUGGAGAAAGAAAGCUCAUGAAAGCAAGUAUAUGUUCGGGCUACCGGCCGACAGUAUGGGCUUGCUGCUGCUCCUUGACAAAAGAACACAUGCAAGACCAUGGAGAUGUAUUUCAAGUACACAAGUGGGAGAUUAGUUCUCCAUUUUCAAAUUUGGGAGCACCAACUGAAUUUUAUAGUUAACACUAAAAAUACAAUGAUUUUUUAACUGUUUUUUCUCCCCAUAUCCUUCUUGCUGGAAAAAGGGAUGUGUAUUGUGCAGUGUUCUUUUAUUCCUUUUCAUUUGAAAUUGAAAUUAAUUUGUUGGUUGAUUUAAACUUGGAUUUUACAUGUCAUAUGAGCAUCCUCUCAUAUGGUUGGUCGUUGGACAAUCUUCUCCUGUACAUAACUUAUUGUUGGAAGUUCUCUCAUGCUUCAUUCAAUGCCUAUUUUCAACCUCGAUUGUUCCA
This is a messenger RNA of Lathyrus oleraceus (garden pea), 2283 nucleotides long. Its product is annotated as myosin-binding protein 7. Bases 535 to 1971 code for a protein of 478 amino acids. The record is from RefSeq and is a predicted model, not a curated record. The transcript is spliced from 4 exons. NCBI's taxonomy places the organism in Eukaryota, Viridiplantae, Streptophyta, Magnoliopsida, Fabales, Fabaceae.